AUGCUCGACGCGGUGCAGAUCUUCACGAAGGGCGGGCUCGUCCUGUUCAGCUGGUCCCUCGGCAUGACCACGCUGAAGGGAAACCCGGUGGACGCGCUGAUACGCACGCAGCUGCUCGAGGAGCGCGGAGGCGAGACCGAGUUUGCGUACAGCAGCGGUAACGCCUCGUACACGCUCAAGUGGAGCUUCCACAACGAGCUCGGCCUGGUGUUCGUCGCCGUGUACCAGCGCAUCUUAGCCCUGACGUACGUCGACGAUCUGCUGGAGAGUGCCAAGCGAUCGUUCGUGGCCGGUUACUUCGACAAGUCGGACCCGGGCCGAGCCUCCUACGCCGGCUUCGGCGAUGAGCUGACGAGGCUCACGAAGAAGGCGGAGGCGAGCGCGGCGGCGAGGAAGGCGCCCAAGGGGGCGCCAAAGGCGUUCGACGCGGCGAAGAAAGCGGCCAAGCGCAACGACGCGAGCGGCAAGGCGAGAAUCGCCGACGCCGACGACGACGCGGAGAGCGCCAAGGGGGGCGCCGGUAAGGGAGGCGACACCCGCGACGGUGACGGGGGCGACAGCGCGGCGCGCGCGAAGCAGACCGCGGCGGCGACCGCGGCGUUCGACAUCUCCAAGCUCAAGAAGAAGGGCGGCAAGGGAUCGAGGGACUCGUCUCGCGAGAACAGCGGCGCCGACCUGAAGUCGAUGGGGGGCGACGGGUCGGACGCCGGCGCCAAGUCCCCCGACGCCAAGCAACCGAAGAAGCCGAAGGAGAAGCGCGUGUGGGCGGGCGAGGGCGGGGGCGGGGGCAAGGCGAGCAAGGAGCUCGAUUUCUCCGAGGGGAGCGCGGCGCCGAGUGACGAGGUGGUCGAGCGGGUGGACAUCUCGAAGCCGUCGAGGAUCGACGACGAGGACGACGACGUGACGUACUCGGACGAAGAGGACGUCGACGAGGAAGGGGACGACGGGGACGAUACGGAUGAAGGGUCCCAACUCGGGAAGGAGAAGGGUGGGAAGAAGAAGCGGUCGUGGCUGUCCGGCGUCCUCGGCAACUCUCUGGUGCAGGGCGUCGUGGGCAAGAGUGCCUUGGACGACGAGGACCUGGAGCCCGUGCUCGAGAAGCUCAAGACGAACUUCAUGAACAAGAACGUCGCCGAGGACAUCGCGGAGAGGCUGUGCGAGUCCGUCGCCGCGUCCCUGCGAGGCAGAAAGCUCGCGUCGUUCUCCUCGCUGUCCGCGAUGGUGCGAACGGCGAUGGAGGAGGCGCUCACGAGGAUCUUAACCCCCAAGCGAUCGGUGGAUAUCCUCCGCGAGGUCAGAGCCGCUAAGGACGCGGGAAGGCCGUACACGAUCGUCUUCGUCGGCGUCAACGGCGUGGGCAAGUCGACCAACCUGUCCAAGGUUGCGUACUGGCUCCUGCAGCACGACGUCAAGGUGAUGAUCGCCGCGUGCGACACGUUUCGAGCCGGCGCCGUCGAGCAGCUGCGAACGCACUGCAAACGCCUCGGCGUCCCGCUCUUCGAGAGGGGAUACGAGAAGGAUCCCGCCAACGUCGCGUCGGAGGCGAUCAAGGCUGCCCAGCGGCAGGGAUGCGACGCCGUCUUGGUGGACACCGCGGGUCGCAUGCAAGACAACGAGCCGCUCAUGCGCGCCCUCUCGAAGCUCAUCAACAUGAACGACCCCGACCUGACCCUCUUCGUCGGCGAGGCUCUCGUCGGCAACGACGCCGUCGAUCAGCUCUCCAAGUUCAACGAGCGCCUCGCCGACCUCAACGCCAACGCGCGCCGCACGAAGCUCAUCGACGGGAUCGUGCUGUCCAAGUUUGACACCAUCGACGACAAGGUCGGCGCCGCGCUGUCGAUGGUGUACACCUCGGGCGCUCCCGUCGUCUUUGUUGGGUGCGGCCAGACGUACACCGACCUGCGCAGGCUCAACGUCAAGUCCGUGGUGAAGAUCCUGCUCUCCGCCAAGUGA
Molecule: messenger RNA, 1953 nt
Organism: Micromonas commoda
Lineage: Eukaryota; Viridiplantae; Chlorophyta; Mamiellophyceae; Mamiellales; Mamiellaceae
Gene: SRPA
Product: type II secretory pathway family
Exons: 2
Coding region: 1-1953 (650 amino acids)
Biological process (GO): SRP-dependent cotranslational protein targeting to membrane
Cellular component (GO): endoplasmic reticulum membrane; signal recognition particle receptor complex
Molecular function (GO): signal recognition particle binding; GTPase activity; GTP binding
Source: RefSeq, a predicted model, not a curated record